Fusarium coffeatum is the source of this 1857-nucleotide messenger RNA. RefSeq lists its product as uncharacterized. Gene Ontology annotation, cellular component: signal recognition particle, endoplasmic reticulum targeting. Gene Ontology annotation, molecular function: 7S RNA binding; endoplasmic reticulum signal sequence receptor activity; signal recognition particle binding. NCBI's taxonomy places the organism in Eukaryota, Fungi, Ascomycota, Sordariomycetes, Hypocreales, Nectriaceae. Bases 1 to 1857 code for a protein of 618 amino acids. Gene Ontology annotation, biological process: SRP-dependent cotranslational protein targeting to membrane. The transcript is spliced from 3 exons. The record is from RefSeq and is a predicted model, not a curated record.
AUGGACAUCACCAAAUUCGUUGUCCAGGGCCGCGACCAGGCUCUCCUCUAUGGUGAUUACUCGACCUACCACAAGAGCUGCACCAAGCGUCUUCUAUCUUGUCGAAAGAAGCUGGGCAUUGCGACUAGAAAUCGCGGAAAGUUUCGCGAUCAUGAAAAGGUUACCGCGGAGCAGAUCGCCCAGAACCACGAAUAUGUCCAUUUACUUCUCCUUACAAGCGAGCGAGCUUGGGCUCAGACUAUGAAGAUGAAGUCUGGUCAUGAUAACGACUCCAAGGGAAUUACAGGCCGACUUCGAUCGCAUAUCGCCUCCCGUCUUAUCAAGGCCACCCGUGCUGCUGAGGAGCUUGUCGAAGCCCUCUCUCAAACCGACGUAUCUGGCGCCUCUCAGAAUGAUCUCCUCGAGGCCAACGCAUACGCUUACCUUAUCCGUGGUACCGCCAGUUUCGAGAAGCAGAGCUGGGAAGCAAGCUUGCAAAACUAUGCGGCGGCACGUGUCAUCUACAGUGCUCUGGCCUCUGCCACCACCGGCGAUCUCUACAAGGACCUGCUCACCGAAACCAUCGACCCCUCUAUCCGAUAUGCCGCCUACCAACUGAAGACCCCUCGAACUGUCCCGAUUCCGAUUAUUGCCCGAAAGGCCUUUCCUCAAUCCGACGCCAACCUCGUCAAGCAGAUCAACGACAUCGACCCCACCAUUCUCAAGUCAGACGAAGCAAAGGCCAAGGAUGGAAUUGCCAGCGCCGAGGGCGCACCCAAGACUCUGACUUGGAGGUCUCGGGAGGUCAACAUUGAGGAUGCGCAAAUUGCGAUGGCUUGGGGUGCCGUACUGGCUGCGAAGGAACGAUUGGCUACCAACCUUGCUCAACCCAAGGGACGGGGACCUUAUGAGCUAGCUGGCGCGUACGAUGAAAUUCUUAUGCUUAGCCAAGAUGCUGUCGAUGCUACCAAGCAAGCAAUCGACGAGAUGAGGGCCGAGGGUGUGGAGCAGGGCGACGCUCGAAUGCAGAGUUUGCAAAUCACACGUACCGCCGUCAACUUUGAGACUAUCAGCUGGAGAAUCGGUCGUAGCCGAGUUUUGACGGGAGAGCACGAUGGAGCACUCGACCAGUAUAGCUCACCGAGAAGGGGGAAGAAGGCAGCUCAAGAAGCCGAGAAGGAUAUCCCAACAGUAAAGAAGCUCGCUAAGCUGAAGGAAAAGGUUGCUCUGUACGAUGGAAUCCUACAAAACAUCGAGUCCAUCACGGAGCUACCUGGUGUGGCCAACGAUCAAGGACUCGCCGAGCAGAUCGCUGCUUACGUUAAAUAUUUCGAGGCCCUCAAGGCGCUGGCUAUCGCUCGCUCCCAUGCCACCUCUGGCAAUGCUGCCGAGGCUCUGGCUCUUAUCAACCACGCUGACGGUCUUGUUGACGAAUCUCAGUCCAAUGUACCUGCAUCUGAAGGAUCAAACAAAACUCCCCUCAGCCUGUCUGUCUCCGCCCAAGACGUCGAGUAUCUCCAGAACCUCCUCAACGGCGAGCUUCAGCGCCACCGUGCCAUCGUGCACAUUGACACUCUUCGAAAGAACCACGAGCUGAGCGUCUCAGAUGCCGUCAAGCGUCCUCUUAUUGAAACCCAGGACCAAUACCCCACUGGUGGUGUCAACCUGGACCACAUCGUCGAGUUCCCUCCCAAGCUCGCCGCUAUCCCUGUGAAGCCCAUCUUCCUCGAUGUGGCCUGGAAUUACAUUGAAUACGCUGGCAAGACUCCUCAACAAGAAUCAGCGCCUGCUAAGGCUAAGGAUGAGGCGCCCAAGACAGCCGAAUCACCAGCUCCUCAGCAAGGCAAGAGAGGUUGGUUUGGCUUCGGAAGAUCAUAG